Molecule: messenger RNA, 1299 nt
Organism: Vigna angularis (adzuki bean)
Lineage: Eukaryota; Viridiplantae; Streptophyta; Magnoliopsida; Fabales; Fabaceae
Exons: 4
Coding region: 1-1299 (432 amino acids)
Molecular function (GO): zinc ion binding
Source: RefSeq, a predicted model, not a curated record
AUGAAGGCCUGUAAGGACAGCUUCGUGUCAUGUAGGAAGAUUAUAGGUUUGGAUGGCUGUUUCUUAAAAGGAAAAUUUGGAGGUGAGUUGUUAACUGCAGUAGGAAGAGAUGGGAAUGACCAAAUGUGUCCUUUGGCAUAUGCUGUUGUGGAAGUUGAGAAUAAGGACACUUGGAGUUGGUUUCUACAUCUUCUCAUUGAUGAUCUUGGUUGUGUGGAGAUUUCUUCAACCAUCACAUUUAUGUCAGAUCAACAAAAAGGACUUUUACCAGCCUUACAAGAACUUCUCCCUGGUGUGGAGCAAAGGUUUUGUGUGAGGCACAUCUAUGCUAAUUUCAGGAAGAGGUUUCCUGGGCAGAUUCUAAAACGUCUACUAUGGAAGGCAGCAGCAUCAACACACCCUCAAACAUGGGAAGCAGUGAUGAGAGAAAUUAAAGGGGUGAAUCCAGACGCCUUUAAAUACUUAAUAGCCAUCCCACCAAGAUUUUGGUCACGGUCAAGGUUUACAAGUAAUGCUGUAUGUGACACCUUAGUGAAUAACAUGUCUGAAGCAUUUAAUAGUGUAAUUUUACAUGCAAGAGGUAAGCCCAUCAUCACAAUGAUGGAGGACAUUCGUCUGUACCUCAUGAAGAGAUGGGCAACAAAUAGAAACAAAAUAUCCACAUAUGAAGGUAGUAUUUGUCCAAAGAUUAAGAAAAGAUUUGACAAGGAACUGCACCUGACAAAAUACUGGAUACCUAGUUGGUCUGGAGAGAAAAUUUUUGAGGUCAGACACAUUUCAAUGAUGAGUGACAAGUAUGUCGUUGACAUUGAUAAAUUGGAAUGCAGUUGCAGAAAGUGGACUUUAACAGCUAUCCCAUGCUGUCAUGCACUAGCUGCCAUGACAUUUAUCAACAUCAAUGGAGAAGACUACGUGCCACAUUGGUUUACAAAGUCAACCUACCAAGAAACAUACAUUCCAAUCAUCUACCCUGUCAAUGGUCCUCAGCUAUGGGAAACAACUUCUCACCCUGAUGUGUUGCCUCCAACUAAAAGAGUCUUGCCUGGUAGACCAAAGAAGAAGAGAAGGCUAGAGCCUUGGGAGCUAAAGAAGGAUGACACACAACUGAAGCAAAAUGGAACUCGUAAGAGAUGUUCCAUAUGUAGACAGGUUGGACAUAAAAGAAAUAGUUGUCCACAAGCUCCUCCAGCAAACCAAACUCAAUAUCAAUCAAGUGAGCAACCUGCAACCCAAGCUGAACAAAGUCAGCCAAUUACUGGACCAAGUCAACUUACUCAGGCAUCUACAACAGAAGUUUAA